Messenger RNA from Penicillium diatomitis, 1617 nucleotides. Its product is annotated as PDK/BCKDK family protein kinase. The record is from RefSeq and is a predicted model, not a curated record. Bases 1 to 1617 code for a protein of 538 amino acids. Gene Ontology annotation, molecular function: pyruvate dehydrogenase (acetyl-transferring) kinase activity. Gene Ontology annotation, cellular component: mitochondrion. Gene Ontology annotation, biological process: protein phosphorylation; regulation of glucose metabolic process. NCBI's taxonomy places the organism in Eukaryota, Fungi, Ascomycota, Eurotiomycetes, Eurotiales, Aspergillaceae. The transcript is spliced from 5 exons.
AUGUGGAAGCCGUCAGAGAGUCUGAUGGAAACCAUCAGGCACUAUGCGAGCUUCCCCGCAACCGGAGUCUCGCUCAGGCAGAUGGUUCAAUUUGGCGAUCGACCCUCGACCGGCACUCUGUUCCGAGCCUCGCAGUUUCUCUCCGAGGAGCUCCCCAUCCGACUGGCGCACCGCGUGCAAGAUCUAGGCGAGCUUCCUGAUGGUCUCAGUUCGAUGCCCUCCAUUAAGAAAGUGCAAGAUUGGUAUGCGCAAUCAUUCGAGGAAAUCAUCACCCUCCCCCGACCAUCUCUCACCCAAGAAGUCAAAACCCGCCUCCUGCGGCCCGGUCGCGCAAAUGGUCCCUUUCAAUCAAAAAUUCUUUCCGAAGCCACACAAAACCCUAGUGUCCGAGAGGGCCAAUACGCCUCAGCCACGACUGCGAAUGGUUCUCUUAACGGCAAUAGCAAGUUGACGGCCGCUGCCGCCGCUGGUCGGCGGUACUUCUUCCCCGCCGAUGGGAACGCAGACUGGCCCCCAGAGCUCAAUGACUACAAUCAGAGAUUCUCUCAAACCCUGCAACAGAUCAAGCGACGACACGACAGUGUGGUCACAACGGUGGCGCAGGGCAUCUUGGAGUGGAAGCGGGAGCGGCAACGCAUGCAAAUUGACCCAACUAUCCAAUCAUUCCUCGACCGAUUCUACAUGUCGCGAAUCGGCAUUCGAAUGCUCAUUGGACAACAUAUUGCCCUCACCGAGCAAACGCAUGUGAAGCAUCCCAAUUAUGUCGGCAUCAUCUGUACCAAGACCAAUGUUCGUGAUAUCGCUUUGGAAGCCAUCGAAAAUGCGCGGUUUGUAUGUGAAGACUACUACGGCCUCUUUGAAGCGCCAAAGGUGCAGCUGGUCUGCAAGGACGACCUCAACUUUAUGUAUGUGCCGGGUCAUCUGUCGCACAUGCUCUUCGAGACCUUGAAGAAUUCCUUGCGUGCGGUGGUGGAGCAGCAUGGCGCCGAUCGGGAUGAGUUCCCCGUCACCAAGGUCAUCGUGGCCGAAGGCAAAGAGGACAUCACCAUCAAAGUCUCGGACGAAGGAGGCGGCAUUCCCCGCUCCUCGAUUCCCCUGGUCUGGACCUAUAUGUAUACGACCGUGGAGCAAACGCCUAGUCUGGACCCAGACUUUGACAAGAGUGAUUUUAAGGCACCCAUGGCUGGCUUUGGGUACGGUUUGCCCAUCAGUCGCUUGUAUGCGCGCUACUUUGGAGGUGAUUUGAAGUUGAUCAGUAUGGAAGGAGACGGCCGGACCCGGUUCAAUACCUCGCACCGCCUGCACCCAACCUAUAUCGAACCGGAACCCAAGUCCGCGUCUUCUCGAGGACUGACACUUAUGAACGUUCAGGCACAUCGGUCCCGCAUGCGCAAUCGUGAAGUUUCUGAGCGCAAACAAGUCGGUGACGCAGAAAGUCUAUUCCAUUCGGAGCAACGAAAGACCGACGACGAGGAGGACAUCGGGCAAUUUGCACGAGCCUCGCCCUUUCUACUUUUAGUCAUUUCGCUGGUCGUGGUUCACAUGGACAAUGGCCGGUCCUAUGAACGAAACACGGCGGCUGAAUUCAACACGACAUGGGGAUGGAACCCAACUUGA